Messenger RNA from Nymphaea colorata (pocket water lily), 506 nucleotides. Its product is annotated as cellulose synthase-like protein H2. The record is from RefSeq and is a predicted model, not a curated record. The transcript is spliced from 3 exons. Gene Ontology annotation, biological process: cellulose biosynthetic process; plant-type primary cell wall biogenesis. NCBI's taxonomy places the organism in Eukaryota, Viridiplantae, Streptophyta, Magnoliopsida, Nymphaeales, Nymphaeaceae. The coding region runs from base 163 to 501 and encodes 112 amino acids. Gene Ontology annotation, cellular component: trans-Golgi network; plasma membrane. Gene Ontology annotation, molecular function: mannan synthase activity; cellulose synthase (UDP-forming) activity.
AAGGCACUGUACCAUGCCCUCUUGCCUCUUGCUGGGGUUUGAGUCCGAGAUGCAGAGUGGGUUCGUGCAGUUUACACAGAUGUUCCAUGGUGCGCUCGAGGACGACCCAUAUGGGAACCAACUCAAGGUGUAAAUCAAGGGCGCCAAAAUGGGAGGUGUGGCAUGGAAGAAGCAUUGGCAGCCAUGUUUGGAGGCAACCAGCACUUAAUUGAAUCAGCACUUAGAGUAGCCUCUGAAGGGAGAGCCAUCCUCGACCCUCUUCCCUCACAGACCCUUUCAAGUUCUUUGGAAGCAGCCAUUGCUGUCUCUGCUUGUGUUCAGGAAGACAACACCCUAUGGGGAAAACAGGUUGGUUGGGAUUAUGGAUCAACAGUAGAGGACGUCAUGACAGGGUGUAGGAUCCACUCCACAGGCUGGAACUCAGUCACAUGUUUGCCUGAUCCACCAGCAUUUCUCGGUGCCCAUGGUCCAGCAGAAGAGAUGGGCCACCGGUUUGUUUGAAAUUC